This is a messenger RNA of Propithecus coquereli (Coquerel's sifaka), 1031 nucleotides long. RefSeq names its product olfactory receptor 2AT4. The record is from RefSeq and is a predicted model, not a curated record. The transcript has a single exon. Bases 35 to 1000 code for a protein of 321 amino acids. Gene Ontology annotation, molecular function: olfactory receptor activity; G protein-coupled receptor activity. Lineage: Eukaryota; Metazoa; Chordata; Mammalia; Primates; Indriidae. Gene Ontology annotation, cellular component: membrane. Gene Ontology annotation, biological process: G protein-coupled receptor signaling pathway.
UGCCCAUCUCCCAGAAAUCUAGCUCUGUCUCACUAUGGAGGCCACAACCUGUAAUGGAUCAGUGGACAGCUCACCCGUCUUCUACCUAGUGGGCAUCCCCUCUCUGCCAGAGUCCUUUUUCCUCCCUGUGUUUUUUAUUUUCCUCCUCUUCUAUCUUCUCAUCCUUAUGGGUAAUGCUCUGAUCCUGGUGGCUGUGGUGGCAGAGCCCAGCCUCCACAAGCCUAUGUACUUCUUUCUGAUCAACCUCUCUGCCCUGGACAUCCUUUUCACCACAACCACUGUCCCCAAGAUGCUGUCCCUAUUCUUGCUUGGGGACCAUUUCCUCACCUUUCCUUCCUGCUUAUUGCAGAUGUACCUCUUCCAAAGUUUUACAUGCUCUGAAGCCUUCAUCCUGGUGGUCAUGGCCUAUGACCGCUAUGUGGCUAUCUGCUGCCCACUGCACUACCCUGUCCACAUGACCCCACAGACCAACACUAUGCUGGCAGCCAGUGCCUGGCUCACUGCCCUCCUCCUGCCCAUCCCGGCUGUAGUAAAGACCUCCCAGAUGGCAUAUAACAACAUUGCCUACAUCUACCACUGCUUCUGUGACCAUCUGGCUCUGGUCCAGGCCUCCUGCUCUGACACCACCCCUCAGACUCUCAUGGGCUUCUGCAUCGCCAUGGUGGUGUCCUCCCUCCCCCUUCUCCUGGUGCUCCUCUCCUACGCCCACAUCCUGGCCUCAGUGCUUCGCAUCAGCUCCCGAGAAGGACGGUCCAAAGCCUUCUCCACCUGUAGCUCCCACCUCCUGGUGGUGGGUACCUACUACUCAUCCAUUGCCAUCGCCUAUGUGGCCUACAGGGCUGACCUACCCCUCGACUUCCACAUCAUGGGCAAUGUAGCAUACGCUAUUCUCACACCAAUCCUCAACCCCCUCAUUUACACCCUGAGAAACAAGGAUGUAAAGGCCGCCAUUACCAAAAUUGCAUGUCUCAAGAACCCAGGCUGUGACAGGGGCAUUUGACCUUUAAUGCAAUUAAUACUGUUCCCAGGAC